UGGACAGCUCCCGUUACGAGUGAGCUGAAGCCCGCAAGUCCUUCUACAAGUCUUCCUGGGGAUUUCUACAGAGCAAAGCUGGGAGCAUUGCUGAUGAAGAAGAUGGAGAACUAACGGCUUUAGUUUUUUUUCUUCAGAACUUGGAAACUACCUCUGCAGUACCUGCAUUUCGUUGCUAUUGUAUCUGGAGAUUGUUUUAGGGGGGGGCACUCGGUUCCAUACGCACGGCGCUCAUGAAUUGACUUGUGCGUUGUGCGGUUUUAGAGAAGGAUUUUUGCGAUAGUGGCACGAGCGUCGCUCAGCUGCGAAGCGGAACCAUGGAGAGGUCAUUUGGAUGUAUUUGGCUGAAAAGACUUUCGGUGAUUGUCUGGUUAUGUUACCUCGCUGAAGAUUCCACAUCAUAUGGUGUGGAGACCUCCUCCUCAUCCCCCUCAGCGUCACAGGUCUUCGUGGACUUCGGCUUCGUUCUGGAACCCCAGGACACGGUGACAGUGCGGGGGGGCGUUCUCCAGCUAGACUGCGAGGCCCGGUCCGACCGGGGAAUUCCCGUCAUCGCUUGGAAGAAAGACGGGGUUCUGCUCAGCGCCGUGGUGGACGACAGGAGACAGCAACUGGCCAAUGGGUCUCUAGCAGUCCAGAACGUGGUCCACUCGCGCCACCACCGGCCCGAUGAGGGCUCCUACCAGUGCCUGGCCACGCUGGAGGGGGUCGGCGCCAUCGUCAGCCGGACAGCUAGAGUCACCGUCUCUGGGCCGCUGAAGCUGGUGGUCCCCACGGAGUCGGUGUCCUCUUACCUGGGAGACACGGCUCUGCUCCGCUGCCAGGUGACCGGAGAACCCAUGCCCGUGGUGCGCUGGCAGAAGAACCGGGAGGACCUGUCGCCCGCCUUCUUCCCUGAGAGCCGGGUGGUGGUGCUGCCCUCCGGUUCACUUCAGGUCAGCAGGGUCCAGCCGCCAGAUUCGGCCACCUACCGGUGCUUGGCGGACAACCCUGGCAGUGCCCGCACCGGGAGCGAUGCUGAUCUACGCGUGUUGCCAGAGCCUGGAACCACCAGGGGCCUUCUUUUCCUCCAGCGACCCCAGAGAGUCACUUCCCUCCUGGGGAGAGAUGCUGUGUUGGAGUGCUCUGCCUCCGGGUUCCCCACACCUGCCUUCCACUGGAUGAGAGGAGAGGAGAUGAUACAGAGCAGGUCUAAGAAAUACUCCCUGCUGGGCGGGUCUAACCUCCUGAUUAGCAGCGUAACGAGCGACGACUCUGGCUCGUAUAGCUGCGUGGCAUUUAACAAGAAUGAGAACAUCACGGCUUCCUGUGAGCUGUCUGUCCUGGUUCCACCUCAGUUCCUGAACUACCCCACUAAUUCGUAUGCGUAUGAGAGCACAGACAUUGAGCUGGAGUGUGCCGUGGAAGGGAACCCCGCUCCAACGGUUCGUUGGAUGAAGAACGGUGAAGAGGUCAUCCCCAGCGAUUACUUCCAGGUCAUUGACGGCAGUAACCUCCAGAUCCUCGGUCUGGUGAAGUCAGACGAAGGCUUCUACCAGUGUGUAGCUGAGAACGAGGCGGGGAGUGGCCAGGCGAUGGCGCAGCUCAUUCUCAGAGAGCCAGUUGUCCCCAGCUCAGGCGUCCUCCUCCCCUCUGCUCCUCGUGACGUGGCCUCUGUCCUAGUGUCCAGCCGCUUUGUCCGCCUCAGCUGGCGCCCCCCUCUGGAGGCCGGAGGAACCGUCCAGACCUACGGCAUCUACUUCUCCCAGGAGGGGGUCAACAGGGAGCGGUCUGUGAACGUGUCUGAGCCAGAGACCCUGCAGCUGACAGUCAGUAACUUGAAGCCAGAAGAGACCUACUCCUUCAGAGUGGUGGCCUACAAUGACCAGGGCCCCGGAGAGAGCUCCCAGACCCUCACACUCACCACACAACCAGAGUUGCAGGUCCCUGGUCCAGUGGAGAACCUUCAGGUGGAGUCCAUCUCUCCCACCUCCAUCCAGGCCUCCUGGGAGCCCCCAGCCUACGCCAAUGGACCCCUGCUGGGUUACCGGCUACUCUGGACCGAGACACCCUCUGGGAAGGAACAGAGUGUGGAGGUGAAUGGGCUGAGUUACAGGAUGGAGGGACUGAAGAAGUUUACUGAGUACUCCCUUCGAGUCCUGGCGCUGAACCGCUAUGGGCCCGGAGUCACCACAGAAGAUGUCAGCGUCACCACUCUGUCUGAUGUGCCAAGUGCCCCUCCACAGAACAUCACCCUGGAAGUGGUCCUGUCACGGAGCAUCAAAGUAAGCUGGCAGCCCCCACCGCCCAACAGCCAGAACGGGUUCAUCACCGGCUAUAAGCUCCGACACCGCAAGACCGGCAGACGAGGAGACCAAGAGGCCAUCGAACCCAACAACUUUUGGUACCUCUUCACAGGCCUGGAGAAAGGCAGUCAGUACAGCUUCCAGGUGGCAGCCAUGACAGCCAACGGUACGGGCCCAGCCAGCGAGUGGUUCACCGCGGAGACGCCAGAAAACGACCUUGAUGAGAGCCAAGUCCCGAACCAGCCGAGUUCCCUCCACGUUCGCCCGCUGCCCAAUAGCAUCAUCAUGAGUUGGACCCCGCCCCUCAACCCCAACAUCCUGGUACGGGGCUACAUCAUUGGCUACGGAGUAGGAAGUCCUUACGCUGAGACGGUCAGGGUGGACAACAAGCAGAGAUACUACUCCAUUGAAAAUCUUGAGCCCAGCUCCCACUAUGUGAUCUCCCUGAAAGCGUUCAACAACGCAGGAGAGGGUGUCCCUUUGUACGAGAGCGCCGUCACCCGAUCCAUAACGGACCCCAUUGACCCAUCAGACGACGACCUUUUCCAUCUGUUUGAUAAAUUCCCUACUCCCCUGCCAGAUACGUCCACCCCCAUGAUCCCCCCCGUAGGUGUGCAGGCUGUGGCUCUGUCCCCGGACUCCGUCAGGGUCAGCUGGGCUGACAACUCCAUGACCAAGAACCAGAAGACCGCUGAGGUCCGGUACUACUCAGUCAAGUGGAAAACCAGCUACUCUACUAGCGGAAAGUUUAAGUCGGCUGACACCACCGCUCUGAGCCACACCGUAACCGGCCUCAAGCCUAACACCAUGUAUGAGUUCGCCGUCAUGGUAACCAAGGGUCGCAAGUCCAGCACGUGGAGUAUGACAGCACACGCCACCACCUACGAAGCAGCUCCCAGCUCCUCCCCCAAAGACCUGACCGUCAUCAGUCGAGAGGGAAGACCCAGAGCCAUCCUCAUCAGCUGGCAGCCCCCCAUGGAGGCUAAUGGACGAAUCAUGGGCUACAUCCUUUACUACACGCUGGAUAAAAACAUGCCUAUAGACGACUGGGUGAUGGAGUCCAUUAGUGGGGACCGUCUGACUCACCAGGUGAUGGACCUCAACCUGGACACUGUCUACUACUUCAGGAUACAGGCUAAGAACGCCAAAGGGGUUGGCCCCCUGUCCGACCCUAUCCAGUUCAGGACUAUUAAAGUUGAACACCCAGACAAGAUGGCCAAUGAUCAAGGUCGCCAUGGAGAUGGAGGCUACUGGCCUUCUGACAAUAAUCUGAUUGAUAGGAGCAGUUUGAACGACAUCGGACAGAUGCGUCCUCCUCACGGCAGUGUGACACCCCAGAAGAACAGCAACCUCCUGGUCAUCAUUGUCGUCUCCGUGGGAGCUAUCACCGUGGUAGUGGUCGUCAUAGUAGCGCUCAUUUGCACCCGGCGCUCCACCGCACAACAGAGGAAGAAACGUGCCACCCACAGUGCCGGGAAGAGGAAAGGCAGUCAGAAGGACCUGAGACCUCCAGACCUGUGGAUCCACCACGAGGAGAUGGAGCUGAAGAACAUGGAGAAGCCUGUGAGCGCCGCCCCAUCUGGACACGAUUCGCCCAUCCAGGGUUCCAUCCAGGAAAUCAGGUCCCAGUCUGUCAGUCACAGCCAAUCAGAGAGUCAGAUGGGCAGCAAAAGCAGCCACUCAGGUGCGGACAAUGAUGAGGCGUCAAGCUGCAUCUCUACAUUAGAGCGCUCUCUAGCUGCUAGGAGGGCUACACGCACCAAGCUGAUGAUCCCCAUGGACUCUCAACCCAGUAACACACCUGUGGUCAGUGCCAUCCCGGUGCCAACCCUGGAGAGCAGCCAGUACCCCGGUGUCCUGCCGUCGCCCACCUGUGGGUACAGCCACAGUACGCUGACCAGCCACCCCAAGUUCACCCUGAGACCCAUGCCCUUUCCCAGCCUCACAGUGGACCGCAGCUACCACACAGCAGCAGUAUCGACGGAGGGCAGCGGUCCGCUGGUGGUUCCACAACCACCACAGCCCACUCUGAUCACCAGUGCCAGCAGCCAGCCAGGUGUCGGCGCAGUGGGAGGUGGAGGGGAGCUGUCUCUCCCAGGGACGGAGGAGGUCGGCGGCGUCUCCACGCGAACCAUCCCCACCGCCUGCGUCAGGCCCACACACCCCCUGCGGAGUUUCGCCAACCCCCUCCUGCCUCCACCCAUGGGCAACAUCGACCCCAAGGUCUACACGCCCAUGAUGCCCCAUUCAAGUGCCAGCCUCCCGAAGCCGACAGUGAAGACAGCCUCUCUGGGGCAGGCGGGCAAGGCCAGGUCCCCCUUGCUGCCCGUCUCCGUGCCCACCGCCCCAGAGAUGGGUGAGGAGGGACAGAAAUUACCAGAAGACUCAGCAAAUGUUUACGAACAAGAUGACUUGAGUGAGCAGAUGGCCAGCCUAGAGGGACUCAUGAAGCAGCUCAAUGCCAUUACGGGCUCAGCCUUUUAACCCCAGAACCAUCCAUUAGACCAACUCAGCAGCACUACAGACCCGUCCAUCAGACCAACUCAGCAGCACUACAGACCGACCAACAGCAGUACCACAGUUGUCCACCAGAGGGCAUGGCAUGUAGAUGGGGGGCACAAGGUGACAAAACCUCAAAAACACAGACACUUCUCAAUGUACCCCUCAAAAUACUGUAAUGAACCUUCCCCCCAACAGACCGCUCUCUACCCCCAAAAAAGGACCUCUGUUCUGAAAAGGAGAUUCUGAAAAGUUGAAUGAUCAGAAAAUAAUUUUCCAUGUUUUCCACAGCGGUGAUUUCCCUUUAAAUGUCACCUUUUAUGUUGAUCAAUGUAUUAUCUAUUUUUUUCACUACUGGUGUUUUGGUUUCAAAGUUGGGAACUCGUAGGCUCAAGUAUUUCAGCUGAAUCUGAAGGACCUAAAGACCGUUGACACCAAAGUUUCUCUGGAUCCUUGUUGCCUGGUGAUAAUGACAGAUAACUUUCCACAGUGACAUGGUACACAGACCCUUUCUGACCCAGUGGCUGUCCAAAUAUGUCUCAUACCCGGGUCCCUGUGAUAUGGAAGACAGCCUAGGACAUUCCACUGGCGGUGGAGAAUACGGUUUGCACUAGUGCUGAAUCAUUUCCAGACAGACCUUACAGGACCAUGUCUGAUUCCGGAAGGUUAUAUCCACUUGCCCAUCCCAGUUGCUGCUCUUCAACCAAGUCUCUGCCCUGGUCAUGUUGCUACCCUACCACAACUACAGACAGCUGCUUGGUUUUGCCAAAACGUAGCUUUGAAAUGAUCAAAAUAACCUCAAGACAUAUAACCACUCCUUCCAGUCAAGGUUUAGAUGGUCUUGGAACCUACUGGACUGAUAAUCAAGACAAUAUCUACCGGUAUUACGGGGAAUGAAAGGGUUUUGUAUGAAGAUGUGAUAUUUACUCCGGACAAUCCAUGGUGUCUGUCCGUGUUAAGAUAAUGUGUUGACAACCUUAUUUACCAUCCCAACAUGAAGCGUUCUUGUGCAUUCAAGCACAAACAUGUUUUGUUUAUCAUGGUAAUGACGGCAUUGAUGGUGUUGAUGAUGAUGACGACCCACAAACUCCUAAUUUAGGGUUUUCAGAAACAAGCAAACAGGACCUUACUUUAAUAAAUAUUGACUGACUUCAAACGUGAUUUACGAUCACCCACGGGUUGUUUUCGAUUCCAAUGCAGGGGGCCAUUUUUAUAUAACAAACAUGCAUAUUAUUCCAUAUAGUAUAUUUUUAAAUCAGCAGUUCUGUCAACAGUUGCAGUACAACUAUUUUUAAACCAAUUUAUAACACCCUUCCAGCUUGUGAUCUUGUUUCAUAUUAAGGGACUGCAUGGCCUGCUAUGCACCACAGAGGAUUGAUACAUAACCUUAAGCCUUUAAACAAAACACGGCAUCUGGAUAACAAAAAUACAUGUACAACUUACGUGAUAAAUGAAUCAUUAAUCGGCACGGAAAUAGGACAUCAAUAUUCUUGAGUUUGACUCUGGUAACCCACGGUUACUGCGCUCUCUUCAUAAUUUGCCAUGCCACUAUUUUUCCUCUGAAGAUGGAUUUUCCUAGAGAGAAAAAAGACUAUAUAGCUGCGUUGUCAUUCAAAACAUGUUGAGAAUUGAACGGAGGGGAUGAAGCGGUGAAUUCAUUAUAGUGUUUCAAAUAUCUGGAUUUAUAUUAUAUUUCUGACUGGUGCUCUGGGAAAAUGAUAACCCUAGGAAAGUAGUGGAAGUGCUGAAUAGUAUGCUAUUGAUGUCUGUGUCAGUGGGAGAUCCAAAUGGUAUAGCCAAAAAAGGCCUCUGUAAACGGUCAAAGAUCAGACCAACUCGUCACAAACAAUAUCUUUAUUUUCUUGUAAACAGACUGUCAAGUGUGCUCUUCUUUUUUGUGACACUGUUUUGUUUUUGUGAGAAAAAAAGUAUUUUAUUAAUUUGUUCUUGAGAAUUUUGUAUUAUUAUUAUUUUUUUUUUUACAUUGUUGAGAAAAACCAAGACAUUAUACGUGCCUAUACUUUUGCUUUUCCGUUCUUUGUUUUUCUCUUCGUCAGUCACUUUAUUUGUAUGGAGAUCUGUGUGAAAACGUGAAAUGUGCUUAUUCCUCUUGCCUCGCCCUAAACGCAGAGCAACAAACAAGCUGAGGUUCUGCCAAAGUAGAAUCCUCUGAAAGAGAGACAGGCAGAAACAGCUCUAUAUUUUCUUGCUGUAUGUGUGUAUUUUACCAUGGAGGAGUCCAGCUGCAGCCAGACAAAAUAAAAAUAAACCGUGUCCCGAAUGGCACCCUAUUCUCUAUACAAUACACCCCUUCUGAACUGUUCUCUGCUCAUGACUUGUGUAGUGCAGGGGAUAGAAUGCCAUUUGAGACUCACUCGUGCUUUUUUUAAUGUACAGUUCCGUAAAACAUUUAAAAGAGAAAUCGCUGAUUGACAAAUUGACUGUGGAUGCGGGGGAGGUGGGUUUGUGGGUACUUUUUACAAUCAAAUUUAAUAUAUUAUUUGGAGUGUUCCUCUUACUAUUAUUUAUAUGAAUAACAAUGGCAGUUAUCCCGGAAAAAUUUGUAUGGCUUAGGACAAAAACUGGAAAAACGUUUCAAGUCAGGUUCAUUCUGCCAUCAGCCAUGACAGGGUUACGGAAUACAUAUUAGGACAGACUUAGAGCAAGAAGGGGUUAGUCUGCUCCUUACAUGAUAGCACUUCUCAAAAAAGAAACAAACCCCCCGGGUAACUUUGAGAGGUAGUUGAAAGUUGAAAGAGUUUGAAAAUUGCCAGCUGUGCUCUGAGAUUUUCUCAGAGUGGACAGGACCCUAGAACAUGAAACACUCUCUCAUGGUGUUUUUUGGAAAAGGGAGUCGUGACUUGAGACCAUAUGGGUCAAAUGUAGUGCAUUACACAGGGAAUAGAGUUACAUUUAGGGCUCAGCCAAGGUGACCUUUAUCUAGCCAAAUGUGCUGAUGAGAGAACCUGUACAUGUGAGAAAUAAUGGGAUAUUGGGUUUUACUAAUGACAAUUCUGUAAGCCAUUAAAGGAAUGGGAGUAGCCACCAUAUGUGUCCCUCAACUCCUGUUAUGGGUGGCUGUGGUUAUAACCUGUUGUGGAAAAUAGGCUAUGGUUAUAACCUAUUAUGGAAGAUAGGAUAGGGUUAUAACCUGUUAUGGAAGAUAGUCUGUGGUUAUGACUUGUUAUGGAUAAUAGGCUAUGGUUAAAACUUGUUAUGAAUAAUAGGUUGUGGUUACAACCUAUUAUGGAUAAUAGGCUAUGGUAAUAACUUGUUAUGGAUAAUAGGCUGUGAUUAUAACUGGUUAUGGAUAAUAUGCUGUAGUUAUAGCCUGUUAAGGAUAAUAGGCUGUUGUUAUAACCUGAUAUGGAUAAUAGGCUGUGGUUACAACCUGCUAUGGAUGAUGAGCUGUGGUUAUAACCUACUAUGGAUGAUAGACUGUGGUUAUAACCCAUUAUGGAUGAUAGGCUAUGGUUAUAACUUUUAAAGGAUGAUAGGCUGUGGUAAUAAAUUGUUACGUAUGAUAUGCUAUGUUUGUACCUCAUUAUGGAUGAUAGGCUAUGGUUAUAACCUCUUAUACUGUAUAUGAUAGGAUAUGGUUGUAACUCAAAACCUGUUAUGAUGAUAGGCUAUGGUUAAAACCGGUGGUGGGUUAUUUAGGCUGUGGUAAUAACUGGUUAUGGAUAAUGUAGGCAAUGAUUCUAUGGGUUGUCUUGUGUGGGAGUCACAGACAGUCUGUGAUCUUUGAACCAGGAACUGGCUCAAUAUAUUGUCAGGACUUCCACCUAAAUUCUAGCUGACUGCGUAGACCUGGAAUGAAGGUAUAGAUAGGAACAGAUGUACGGUUGUGGUGGGAGGGCAAGGGCAGGACCUAGCGGUCAUACAUAAAACCCUACUAGUUAGAAAAGAUACGAGAAAAACCCACAGUCUUUUUACUGACUCAGCUGUGGUGAGUCUCACGCUCGGAACGGUGAAAUAUCGAGUCCUAAAUCCUGAGUAUGUAUAUGUAUUUUGAAUUGAUCCUUAAAAAUCUUCAAAUUUUAGAAUUGUUAACCAAAUUAGAUAUAGUGAUUGCAAUAUUAAAGUGUACAUUUUGUUGAUUUGAAGUAAGUGAAGAAAGGAUCAUGACAUUAUUGCGUACCGUAUUAAUAUAAACAGUAAGAAAACCUUUUCUUCUUCUGGCUGUUUCUACACACAACGUUGUAUACAAUUGCUGGUUUUGUAAUGCACUGUAGAACACGCAGUCCACUGUUCCUUUUUUUUAUAGAAAUGUUAAUUCAAUUGUGCAUUCUUUUUGUUUGAUAAAUAAAGUUUUGAUACAAAAUG
Esox lucius (northern pike) is the source of this 9110-nucleotide messenger RNA. RefSeq names its product DCC netrin 1 receptor (gene dcc). The record is from RefSeq and is a predicted model, not a curated record. The coding region runs from base 318 to 4769 and encodes 1483 amino acids. Gene Ontology annotation, molecular function: protein binding. Gene Ontology annotation, cellular component: membrane. Gene Ontology annotation, biological process: cell-cell adhesion. The transcript is spliced from 29 exons. NCBI's taxonomy places the organism in Eukaryota, Metazoa, Chordata, Actinopteri, Esociformes, Esocidae.